AUGUACACAACAGUGCCAGCACAAUCAGCGGUCAGCCUAUUGACAGACUGCAUAGUCCACUGCUUUGGACUUACCGCAGCUGAUAUACAUCAACUUUUGUCCAUCAUUGUGGACAACACCUACUUCUCUUUCCAUGACAACAUAUACAAACAGACAACAGGUUUCCCCAUGGGAUCCAGUCUCUCAUGUCUACUAGCUAUCACUUAUAUGAACCAUCUGGAACAUCGAGCACUCAUCAUCUGCCGCUCAUGUGCCUUCUUCACCAGGUAUGUAGAUGACAUUCUCAUACUCACAUCCUCCCAUGAAGAGGCUGACAGAAUAUUCACAAUGUUCAACAACAUGGACAUAAAGAUACAGUUCACUCUAGAACAUCCCAACAAUACUGGAUCACUAUCGCUUCUUGACUUCCAACUGAAAAUAACGGAAGAAGAAGAGAUCCACACCGAGUUCUACAGGAAAGCAGCCAGCAGAGAUAUGUUUGUCCAGUACAGUUCAGCACUUUCACUUGGUGUCAAAAUAGGAUACGCCAGAAAUUAA
This is a messenger RNA of Octopus bimaculoides (California two-spot octopus), 537 nucleotides long. RefSeq lists its product as uncharacterized. Gene Ontology annotation, biological process: telomere maintenance. The record is from RefSeq and is a predicted model, not a curated record. Gene Ontology annotation, molecular function: telomerase activity; DNA binding. NCBI's taxonomy places the organism in Eukaryota, Metazoa, Mollusca, Cephalopoda, Octopoda, Octopodidae.